AUGGUGCAGGGAAAGACCAAGGGCCUCCAGGCAAAAACGGCGAACCCGCGCCAUGCGCACAAAGCCGCUGCGAAUAUGAAAAAAGGCAGGAGGGACGUCGCACCGAAGAAAACCGUCCUCGUCAAGCAGGCGGUCAUGCACAAGAGCCUCAGCGCUAAAAUCAACAAAUCGGUCGAGCAGCAGAUGGUGAACGCCGCCUCCUCCGGGAAGCUCACCAUCAUGAAAAACCUCGUGAGCGAAGGGUGA
Molecule: messenger RNA, 246 nt
Organism: Heterobasidion irregulare TC 32-1
Lineage: Eukaryota; Fungi; Basidiomycota; Agaricomycetes; Russulales; Bondarzewiaceae
Exons: 2
Coding region: 1-246 (81 amino acids)
Source: RefSeq, a predicted model, not a curated record